CCUCAGCGCCGGCGUUGGUUUUCCAGCUGUUUGUAGGCCCGGAGGUGAGGUUCGCAGAAGGUAGAGCGGGCUCCCCCCCUGCCUGUCCACUCGCCCACCGGCUCCCUCCGACACUGCCCUUCCCUUCUGGGGCAGGCUGCCUCGAGGACGGCUUCGGUGCGACUGUGUUUCUGACUGACAGGCACAGUUCCCCACAGCCCGCGCUGCCCGCCACGUCCCCGGUCUCGGCCGACGGCACUGCGUGGCGAGUGACCUUUCCGAGCCCAGAGCGAUGACGGCUCUCUGCUCCCGGCUUGCACGGCUUCCUCAGCGCCGCCUGUUCCGGCUCGUGCGGUUCCCGCUGCCACAGCCGCCGCCCCUGCUGCUGCUGCUGCUGCUUCUGCUGACGGCCGGGAGUCCAGCGCGCGCCUGGGAAAGCGGAGACCUGGAGUUGUUUGACUUGGUGGAGGAGGUGCAGCUUAACUUCUACCAGUUCCUCGGGGUGCAGCAGGAUGCUUCAUCUGCAGACAUCAGAAAAGCAUAUCGUAAGCUUUCACUGACUUUACAUCCAGAUAAGAAUAGAGAUGAAAAUGCAGAAACUCAAUUUAGACAACUGGUGGCCAUUUAUGAAGUUUUAAAAGAUGAUGAACGGAGGCAGAGGUAUGAUGAUAUUCUGAUCAAUGGACUUCCAGAUUGGCGACAGCCUGUAUUCUACUACCGGCGGGUGAGAAAAAUGAGCAAUGCUGAGCUGGCAUUACUCUUGUUCAUUAUUCUCACAGUAGGUCAUUAUGCUGUGGUUUGGUCAAUCUACCUGGAAAAACAACUGGAUGAACUGCUUAGUAGAAAAAAGAGAGAAAAGAAAAAAAAGACAGGCGGGAAGAGUGUGGAUGCAUCAAAACUUGGUGCUUCAGAAAAAAAUGAAAGAUUGCUGACAAAACCACAAUGGCAUGAUUUGCUUCCAUGCAAGCUGGGAAUUUGGUUCUGCCUUACCCUAAAAGCAUUGCCUCAUUUAAUCCAGGAUGCUGGGCAGUUUUAUGCUAAGUAUAAAGAAACAAAAUUGAAGGAAAAGGAAGAUGCACUGACUAGAGCUGAACUUGAAACACUUCAAAGACAGAAGAAAGUUAAAGUAAAAAAACCAAAACCUGAAUUUCCUGUAUACACACCUUUAGAAAGUACAUAUAUUGAAUCUUAUGAACAUGGAACUUCUAUAGAAGAAAUUGAAGAACAAAUGGAUGACUGGCUGGAAAACAGGAACAGAACACAGAAAAAACAGGCACCUGAGUGGACAGAAGAGGACCUCAGCCAACUGACAAGAAGUAUGGUUAAGUUCCCAGGAGGGACCCCAGGUCGAUGGGAAAAGAUUGCCCACGAAUUGGGUCGAUCGGUGACAGAUGUGACAACUAAAGCUAAGCAACUGAAGGACUCAGUCACCUGCUCCCCAGGAAUGGUUAGACUCGCAGAACUCAAGUCAACGGCUCAGAAUUCCAGACCCAUUAAGACCCCUGUGGCCUUGCCAGAUGACAUCAUCACCCAGCGCGAAGAUGCAGAGGGGAGAGUGGAGGAGGAGGAGCAGGAGGAAUUGGAGGAGGGUGCAGGAGAGCAGAAUGAGGCUGGGAUUACUGAAACUCGGCCUCGGAAGCGGAAGCCGGCCAGAUUGCUUGAGACAGUAAUGAGGGUAGAGCCAGAGGAGAAGUUCAGAGCAAAGAGGCAGAAGGACUUCGAAAUAUUAGAACAAAAUGAAUCCAGUGAUGAGGAGAGCCAGAAAAAAGAGCGAACUCGUGCUACAGAGGAACCAUGGACUCAGAAUCAACAGAAGCUUCUGGAAUUGGCAUUACAGCAGUAUCCAAAGGGAUCCUCUGACCGCUGGGACAAAAUAGCCAAGUGUGUCCCAUCUAAGAGUAAGGUGGGUGAGGAGGGAAAAGGCCUCUGCACUGGUUUUAGGAUACCACUGCAGCGGCUGCAGCAGUGCUGUAUAGUUUUUCUUUCUCCUUUUUAGUAUCUUUCCAUCUGCAACUAUUUACAUGAUAUCUUAUUUACCAGUUCCCUUCCAGUAUAUUUGUACUUGUAGAUGUGAAUUUAUGCACUCAGUAGAUUAGUGUGUAUAUGCUUACAGUCAGUCAUUAUACAGGCCAGUUAGCUUUUCUCAGAGAUACUUCUUGUAGAGCCCAGACUUUACAGAACGACCCAGCCAGCCUUCUUGAGCAUUCACUCUCCUGGGGCGUGGGGGGCUGUUUGAGAGCGGCAGGGGCAUGGCUCAGCAGCAUCAUGGUAAACGUGAAAGGUAGUGUGGCGCACCUGUAGGUCAGUACCACAUGGGGAGGCUCCCUUUACCCAAAGUGAGGAGAUUUUUCAUAAAAUCAUAAUCCCUGGUAAAACCAGUCUUUAACCAAGGGGCUGUGUGUGGUGGACGAUGUUAUUGUGACAGUCAUCACUUCUGUGAUGUAAGUUCAUUUUCACUCAGUAGGAAUGCUUAGUUGAUCAAAGGCUCUAGAACAGUGUUUUUUUUGUGUGGGUUCAUGUGAGAUUGACAUUUAGGGUUCAACUUACCCUCUGUAACCUUGGCUAUUUAUAAUUGGCUUUUCUCCCUGUUUUUAUAGCUCUUAGUAUCUGCUAAAAUACAUCUUCAGAUAGUUCUCAAAUAAAAACUUCGAGAGGAGGAAAGAUGGGGUGCACCCUAUGGAAAGCCAGCCCCCUACCCCUGGUCUUUGGUAUUAUCUGCCUUGUAAUCUGGUAUUUUGGAGCUGUAGAGCUUCAGGGGGUGAUCUUUUCAACUCAGGCCUUUCUUGACACACAGUCUCAUGGGGCCUCUUUCCUCUGCCAUGCUCUUCGUCCGAGGCACCAGGGACGCUCUGAAAAAUCAAAAGAACCAAUCUCUCCUGUUGGCUCUGCCCGUCACUCCAGCCUCUGGGCACAUUGAUGUUCAUUUACAUUCUUUUUUUUUUAAUUGAAAUUCUCUGUUGGAAAAUCUAGCUCGUGGCCAUGCACGUCCCUGAGUGUGCAGGUCUAGUUAUCUGUCACCUACUUUAAAAUGAGGAAGUUGAGACUUCCUGGGGAGAAAAAUAAACUACUAGCGGUUGAUCUACUUGCGAAGCAGAUUCUCUCAGCCUCUCCAGCUGCUGUGCCAGAAGUCAUCAUUUCCCCUGAAUUUUCUCUAGCAUCUGUCAGACAUGUGUGAUGAAUCGACAGUGGCUUAGAAUGAAGGAACUGGAACUGUGGAUUCCUAAGGAUAGGACACCCAGAAGCUCAUUGCCUUGGCGUUUGGGAACCUCCCUGUUUUCAGCCAAAAAUGAGAAAGGCUUGUAUGAUCCUUAAACUUUGGCUCACCUGCCACGUGGCCUGGCUGUGGGGUUCUGUCAGUGGGGACCCUGGGCUGUAGGAGGGUCUUUGCCUGCAUUCCCUUGCUGGCCUGCUGUUGAGAGCUCAGCUUACACGGUGCCCUUCCAGUGUUAAGUGCUGGUGGAUGGCUGCAUUCUGCUUUGUGUACUGUGCUAUUAGGGGUAGUGUAGCCAUAAAGGAAAGGCAUGGAUUUAUAUUUUCUAUUUUUAAAUUGGUGCCGCAAGGCACAUAUUAGGAGAUACUGUCACAGUACUACUAAACUAAAAUCCUGGGAAGAGAAGGAAUAUCCAUUCUCUGUCCGAGGCAGCUGAUAGAGUUCUCUGCCAUAGCUCAGAAAUCCGUUUGCAUUAGAUCUUAAAGGCUCACAGUGCCUUUGGGACUAGUAUUUUUUUAAUAGAAACUGGAUGGAUUUUGGAAAAUACCUUGUGAUAAACCAUGAAAGUAGCGAGGCCAAGCCCCUUCCCACUGUUAUCCCAUCUCUGCUCUCAUCAUGAGUGACAUGAGGUGACAAGGGUGACAGCUACUGGCAGCCAGGAUCUGUAGCCCUGACGAGGUGGAAGGGAGCCCCGUGGCAUGAUCUGGGAGGGCUGGGAGAGCAGGGCAGAGUCCCAGCACACUCCAUGCCAGUGUCCUGUGGGGCUGGGUUGGCAUGGCCCCACGAGAAGGCCUCAGCAGCUCCUCAGGCAAAGGCAAACCCAGAAUGAAAAUGAUGAUACCAUGGAUGCCUGGCCUCAAGACUUUUGGUUUCUCCAAAAUGACAUAGUGAAAUUUUAAAAUUAUAAUUGUAGAUAGCAAGUUGACAUUUUUUAUCAUAAAGUGAUGUGCCUGACAGAUAGCUGCCCCUGACUGCUUCAUACCCAUGGUUAGCACCUACACUUUGGGCUGGAGUUUCAGCAGUGGAGACAGGCCUCCUUGCACCUGUCUAGCCAGGUCAGCCUUGUGACCAGCUGGAGUCACCUGGAAAAGGCCAGGCGGGUUCUGGGAGAGAGCCAGUGUACAGAGCGAAUGCACGGGAUACCUCUUCACUAGCGUGGGCCCAGGCGGAUAAGCUGGCCAAAAAGCAGGCUUAUCGCAAAAAGAACUCCACAGAGAAACUCAAGCCAACUGUGGAGUCACUGUUUUCACCUCUCUUUUUUUCUUCCUGCAGGAAGACUGUAUCGCUAGAUACAAGUUGCUGGUUGAACUGGUCCAAAAGAAAAAACAAGCUAAAAGCUGAAUAUUCUGGAAGAUGAUGUUUACUUUCAUUUUCCAAAAUGAAUAUUUCAAAGAUCUUAUGCAGAAAUUUGCGUUGUACCUCAGUAUUUCUAUACAUCAUGUGCCUUAGUAAAAUAAAUGAACAAGUAAUAAAUGUUGUGCUAUAUUGCUGAACCCAAUACUGUGCUGAAGAGAAACAAAGGGUUUGGGUAUCUUGCAGAUUAUUUUCUCUCACGUCACUGCUAAAUUUACUUUCUUGGGGAGCAAGCCAAAUAGUGCUUCCUAACGAUCAGGCAAAUAUAUGUUUUUGAAGUGAGUGAAUUAUGAGUGAACUAAUUGUUAAGAAUUAGAACUUAACGUAUUUUAAAGAAACCAUGACCAAAAAACACAUCAGUUAACGUCUCUAUUGGGGGUUGAGUAGCAAGAUGAAGUUACUUGGGAAGAAAAAGAAACAAAUUGGUAUUCAGGCUAGCUGGCUAAGAACAGUGUGAGGUUAUCUGAAUUACUUUUAUGUAUCUAGAAAAAAAUAAGUCUACAUUAACAAGGACAUAAGGCAACAAACUCUAAGUUUGGGUUGCUUGGUAGAAAUGUAUCCCCAACUGAUAGAAUUUCCAGAAAACAUGUAGGUAAGUUUUUAGGAACUAAUAAAAUUGGGUCUUAUAUUUUAAUACCUACGUUAAAAUCACUGUGUUGAACUGUUAAUUUCUAUUGCACUAUUUAUUGUUUGUGUUUGAACUGUCAUUGUCACCAGAGCAUCCCUUUUUAAAUCUUCUAUCAUUUGUUCAGAGCUUAGAAAUGUUUUGAUAAGUACAAAUUGUCUAAACUUGAAAAACAUUAAGAUAACCAGAACACAUUUAGUGGAAAUGAUUUGAUAAAAUAUCUAUCAAGAUGUAAUUCUUCUGUAAGGAUUGAAAUGAGGUUACAGUUUCCUGGGGAAAAGUUUGGGUGGCAGAGGUCACCACUCAGCUCUGUAAUCUUCUCAUCUAUAAAGGAGGAGAGUGGACCAGGUGAGCUCAAAAGACCUCCCUAGGGAUUUGGAGACAGCAGAGGAGGCCUCCAGGUCUCAGGCAGACACCAUGUUAGGUCCCACACCUGUGACUUCUGACACAGCUCCCUUAGUGGGACAUUGUAGUGAACUUACCACCUCGGAGACCUCUGAGACCAUAGCUCCCCAAUUCCAAAAGGAGCAGUCAAAAUGUAAAAAAGCAGCAAAUUACAAACUAACUGGCUAGAUUGUCGUUUGAUCUUCACUAAACACACAGAAUCAUCAAACAACAGCCUCAUCUCAGUUGUGGAGGAGAAGGCAGCCAAGGAAGGUAGAGCCUGCAUGGGAAAAUCUUCUCUUCGUCCAGGUUAGGGAAUUGUCAUUAGCUGCCGUAGAGUUAGCUUCAGCUCAUAAUGAAUGAAACAUUGCCCAGGCCUUCACCAUCUUCAUGAUUGUUGGUAUGUUUGAGUCCAUUCUUGUGGUUGUGGUGUCAAUCCAUCUCAUUGAAGGUUUCCUUCAUUUUCACUGACCCUGUAGUUCACAAAAUAUGUCCUUUUCUAAGAAUCAGUUGCUCCUGAUGACAAGUCCAAAGCAAGUGGGCCAAAGUCUUGCCAUC
Molecule: messenger RNA, 6110 nt
Organism: Trichechus manatus latirostris (Florida manatee)
Lineage: Eukaryota; Metazoa; Chordata; Mammalia; Sirenia; Trichechidae
Gene: DNAJC1
Product: DnaJ heat shock protein family (Hsp40) member C1
Exons: 11
Coding region: 272-1975 (567 amino acids)
Cellular component (GO): endomembrane system
Source: RefSeq, a predicted model, not a curated record